AUGAAUCAAUAUACAAGUAGUGAAGCAUUUGAUUGCUGCACAAGGAAGGGAGUGACUCCAGAAAGGAGUUUUGUAUUAUGUGGGGAUCUCACAGACAUUACCGAAGGAACAAUUAUGAUAGAGAUGUUAUUUCUGUUUGGGGUAAAACAACCAAAGAUUGCUGAUAAGCGGUUUAAGGAAAGUGGAGAGUUGGGUGCUGUAUUAAUAACUACUAGUCAAGACUUAGAGUCUGAGUUGUUACCUAAGGUGGUGGCUGUGAGAUCUAACCCUGAACGCAGGUGGAAAAUUAUAUGGCCUGAAAAGGAAGGCAGUGAAAGAGCUGCUGAACCAUUAAUUGUGGGUGAAAUGUCCUCUCCGGCUAGAGGAGAUCUCUCUGCAGCUGGGGCAGAAGGUAGUCAAUCACAGGGUACUGAGGAAAAGUUAGGGAAUCAGUUAGAAGUUAUAGCUGAUAAAGUAGUACAUCAAUUAGAAAGAUGGCAUUAUGAGGGUAGCUAUAGGCGAUUGAGGAUUUUUUCAGGAAUACUUCCUGUACCUACUGGUGAGGAACCUUAUGAGGCCUGGAGGGAGGCAGCUAUACCGCAGUCUGAGGAGUGGCAUUGCCCCGAUCAUAUAAAGAAACAAAGGAUUGUAGAAAGUUUACGGGGACCUGCUAUGGGAAUCAUUCAGGGCACUAGGAAAAGUAAUCCUGAGGCCACUGUGGCUGACUACUUCCAGGCCUUAGAAUACACAUAUGGGACAUUAGAAGAUGUAUGUGAUUUGGUUGCUAGAUUCAACCAUACUUAUCAAGAGACAGGGGAGAAGUUGUCACAGUAUGUGUAUAGAUUGGAUAAAAUAAUACAUAAAAUUGUAGAUAAAGGAGGAUUAUCCCCUGCUGAGGUUAAUAGUAGUAGGUUAAAACAAGUAAUUCGAGGAGCUUUAACGACUGACCCUGUGGCUCAGCGGUUGCGGUGUACUGCUUUAUUAUUGGGAAGCCCCACCCUUAAUGAUUUAAUGAAGGAGAUUACCCAGGAGGAAGCUUUAAUCGCCAAUAGGGAAAAAACCCAUGCCAAAGCCGUAAAAGUAGUGGUACCCUCCCCUGAGGCUCAAGGGUCAAGGGAUGACAAGUUACUUACGUUGGUAGAAGAACAAAAUAAAAAAAUGGACCAGCUUAUUCUAGCUCUAAACCAAAGGGUGGCACCUUCCAAUGUAGCUUCCCGUAAUUCUACUAGGGGGAUUAACAACGGUAGGGGAAAUUUUAGGAGAGGUGGAGAUUUUACAUCAAGAGGGUGUUUCUGA
This is a messenger RNA of Pseudophryne corroboree (corroboree frog), 1275 nucleotides long. Its product is annotated as paraneoplastic antigen Ma1 homolog. The transcript has a single exon. The coding region runs from base 1 to 1275 and encodes 424 amino acids. Lineage: Eukaryota; Metazoa; Chordata; Amphibia; Anura; Myobatrachidae. The record is from RefSeq and is a predicted model, not a curated record.